UGUAUAAGGAAAAUGUGUUUUCCUUGUUUUAACAUAGUAAUACUUUAAAGCACACAGGACAAAUACAUUGUUUUAUUUUCACUAUACAGAAGAUUGAUAUCGCGCCUGUUUAUGUUUUAACCCGUUAAUACCAGUCUGGAUAGAAACAUUUUAGCAGGAUAAUUAACAAGUCGGAAAUGAAAGCGAGUAUUAUUUGGUUCAUAAUCAUUGCAAAACAUGUCAAAGACAUCAGCUCUACAGCGUGUUGUGAAGACGGAUGGAUAUCGUACAAUUCACAUUGUUAUUUGAUAGGACAAGAAGAACGGACAUUUAUGGCAGCACAUCACUUUUAUGAUCAACAAGCCGCGUAUCUAGUCCGAAUUGAUGACUACUGGGAGAAUAAGUUUCUUAAAGAUCUCCUUAGAAAUUUGGAAGUGUCCGAUACAUGGACGGGCUUGUCUGACCAGAGGUCAGAGGGAAUCUGGAGAUGGUUUAACACGUAUAACCAUGCAUCAAUGUCUGACUGGGGUCCAGGGGAGCCAAACAACCUAGGAAAUGAAGACUGCGUUGGAUUUUAUACCGAAAAGAAUUAUCAUUGGAAUGACUUCAAAUGCAACAGAAAAUUAAGGCCAUUGUGUGAGAAACUGUAAAUUAUUGAACAUGAGCAUUGUUUACGUUAACUAUUUUUUGAUAUAUAAGGUUUUGAGAGAAAAAAUAAGAUGGUUUAUUUUAUAUUUGAUGUACAUUGUAUAGACGCCAGAAAUAAACGAAAAUGUAUACGAAGAUUACUAGUAAUCAGUCUUGGGUCAAUAUUGCAUAUCAAAAUAAAAGGUCUAGUGGAAUGCACAAUUGAAUUCAUGUGCUCCUAAAUUGGUAAGGAUUAUUUCUAGCUUUUAUAUUACUCAAAACAUUACAAUAUUGCAAUAAAAAGAAAGAUAAAAACUCAUGGUGUCCAUGUUUAAAAAGCACAAUGAUUAUUUUGUAUAUAUUUUAAUGUCAAUAAAAGUUAACGCCUC
Molecule: messenger RNA, 995 nt
Organism: Ruditapes philippinarum (Manila clam)
Lineage: Eukaryota; Metazoa; Mollusca; Bivalvia; Venerida; Veneridae
Product: perlucin-like protein
Exons: 5
Coding region: 177-629 (150 amino acids)
Source: RefSeq, a predicted model, not a curated record